Messenger RNA from Lytechinus pictus (painted urchin), 2398 nucleotides. Its product is annotated as spermatogenesis-associated protein 24-like. The record is from RefSeq and is a predicted model, not a curated record. Gene Ontology annotation, molecular function: DNA binding. NCBI's taxonomy places the organism in Eukaryota, Metazoa, Echinodermata, Echinoidea, Temnopleuroida, Toxopneustidae. The transcript is spliced from 5 exons. Bases 67 to 654 code for a protein of 195 amino acids. Gene Ontology annotation, cellular component: cytoplasm; nucleus.
CCGGUGUGUAGCGCCAUCUCGCGACAUUUAUAAAAAAUUGAAAAUCCGGGAAGAUUAAAUUUGGAAAUGACAGAACAUAACAUUUCAGGAUCAUCUCUGCAAAUCGUCUUUAACCAGCUUAAGGAUGUUUUGACUGCACAGAAGAAACUAGUGGACCGUAAAUAUUCAAAUGUGCCUUCAUCAAAGAGCUCUGGUAUUGAACAAUCAGAAGUUGACAGACUUCAACAAGAACUUGAGGAUGAAAGGAGAGAGCAUGAAAAGACAAAAGCAUUGCUAGCAAGCCAGUCGGACAAAUUUCAGUAUGCACUGGGUGAGAUUGAGAUCCUGACAGCUCAGCUUACCAGAGAAAAGAAGCUCUUUGAAUCAUCGUUUGGUAGGAUCAGUGAAAGAGUGAAGAAAGAAUCGUCAAAGAGUCAGCAGCUGGAAACAAAAUGCACAACUAUCAAGGCUGAGAAAGAGAAGCAAGAGGAGAUACUGGCCUUCAAGGACUCCAAGAUCCUGGAUCUCAAGAAACGUCUUGCUAGUCAGAAAGAGAAUCAUCAACGGCACCUGGAGGAAGUCAAGAUACAGAUGGAGCAGGAGGCUUACAUUAGUCGUAACCUAUCAGCCAAGCAAGGGAGAGAUAGGACUCUGAGGAACAGUUCUUUGAGAUGACACUGUAUGAUUCAUCAUUGCCACUUGGGAGAGGUUGAGAUGCAGAUGGAACAGGAAACCUUACAUCAGUCAUAACUUAUCCACCAAGCAAGGGAGGGAUGAACUCUGACGAACAGCUCUUUGAGAUGACACUGUAUGAUUCAUCAACGCCACUUAGAAGAGGUUGAGAUACAGAUGCAGCAGGAGGCUUACAUUAGUCGUAACCUAUCCACCAAGCAAGGGAGAGAUAGAACUCUGAGGAACAGUUCUUUGAGAUGACAUUGUAUGAUUCAUCAACGCCACUUGGAGGAAGUCAAGAUACAGAUGGAGCAGGAAGCUUACAUUAGUCAUAACCUAUCCACCAAGCAAGGGAGAGAUAGAACUCUGAGGAACAGUUCUUUGAGAUGACAUUGUAUGAUUCAUCAACGCCACUUGGAGGAAGUCAAGAUACAGAUGGAGCAGGAAGCUUACAUUAGUCAUAACCUAUCAACCAAGCAAGGGAGGGAUAGAACUCUGAGGAACAGUUCUUUGAGAUGACAUUGUAUGAUUCAUCAAUGCCACCUGGAGGAAGUCAAGAUACAGAUGGAGCAGGAAGCUUACAUUAGUAGUAACCUAUCAACCAAGCAAGGGAGGGAUAGAACUCUGAGGAACAGUUCUUUGAGAUGACAUUGUAUGAUUCAUCAACGCCACCUGGAGGAAGUCAAGAUACAGAUGGAGUAGGAGGCUUACAUUAGUCGUAACCUAUCAGCCAAGCAAGGGAGAGAUAGGACUCUGAGGAACAGUUCUUUGAGAUGACACUGUAUGAUUCAUCAAUGCCACUUGGAAGAGGUUGAGAUACAGAUGGAGCAGGAAGCUUACAUUAGUCGUAACCUGUCAACCAAGCAAGGGAGGGAUAGAACUCUGAGGAACGGUUCUUUGAGAUGACACUGUAUUAUUCAUCAACCUCACUUUGAAAAGGUUGAGAUACAGAUGCAGCAGGAAGCUUACAUCAGUCUAUCGACAAAACAAAGGUGAGAUAGAGCUCAGAGAAACAGUUCUUCAAGGUAACAUGGUAUAAAUCAUCAACAUUAUCUGGAAGAAUUUGAGAUACAGAAGCAGCAGUAAAUGGAGUGAUUACAACUUUCAAUAAAGUUAGGUCUUUCUCAGUUCAAGUUGGCUUCUCUGAUUUUGUCGUAUUUAGAUCAACUUGCAGAUUUCUGUACUUACAGCUGCUCUCCUGCAGGAAUACUGCAACAUUUUUUUUAUUUUUUUAUUACCAGUCCAUACAUUUCAUCAUAGACAAAACGAUUGGUUGGCAGGAUUCCUUGUAAAAGAUGCAGUACAGACAUUUGGUAAGGUGUUUGCAAGUGCCUGCACAUUGAAUGCAUGUACGAUCCAGACGCUAGUCUGAUAUUAGGGUUCAUAUUAACCCUAAAAUGACCGGGGGGGGGGUUGAAUCAACCCCCCCCCUCAACAUUUUCUGCGAUCAUUUCGCCGUGCGAAAUUUUUUUACCGCGCCACUCACAGAGUUUAUACUUUCAAGUCUCGCGCAUCUUUUGAGACCAAAUUUGCGACGCCCGGGUACGCGGUUCCGAAAUUACGCAACAUUUCGUAAGUGCAUGUCAGACCAAAAAUUGUUCCAAAACGUGAUUUUGUGUACAAAGUCAAUGCAAAUUGAGUUUUCUCAUCUUAUUCAUAAAGAUAUGAUUAUUUUUGCUUUAAACAGCUGAAAUCAAUUGAUUUUAGCAUAAUUAUGCUUCAAAAAGGUUGUGCAAUAAAUCUGGUG